Zootoca vivipara (common lizard) is the source of this 4062-nucleotide messenger RNA. Its product is annotated as V-type proton ATPase subunit S1-like. Gene Ontology annotation, cellular component: proton-transporting V-type ATPase complex. The record is from RefSeq and is a predicted model, not a curated record. NCBI's taxonomy places the organism in Eukaryota, Metazoa, Chordata, Lepidosauria, Squamata, Lacertidae. Gene Ontology annotation, molecular function: ATPase activator activity.
CCCCCAAACUGGCUAUAGUUUCCUGUUCAAGCAGCAAACCACACACAAACCCUGCCGGCAUCAUGUCAAGAUGCAACGCUGUUUCAUGGGUACAACUCAUCUGCCUCUCCGGCAUGCUAUGCAAAGGAGUUUUGUCCUUGGAUCAUGUGCCAAUGCUGCUUUGGUCGACACACAGAUCCUUCCAAGGCUUGGCAACCACUUUACAUGAAGGACAUGUUAUCUCAAAGCAUGAGCUGCAUGCAUUGCUGAAGCAAGCUCUGGCUUCUCCAGAUCCCAGAAACGUCGCCCUGUUUCUUCAAGAUGCGCUUAGUGUGGAUGACUUCACACGUUACGCCGGCUCCUCUGGAAAUGAGACGCCGUUUCGCAAUGUUCAGGAACUUCUGAAGACUUCAUCAUCUUCCUUAGUCUUGCCGGCUGUGGACUGCCAUGCUGUGAAUCACCUUUCAGGGUACCUCCAAGAAACGCUGAACUGGGCCUUGGUAAAUGUAGACGGCAAAGAUACACCACAGCUGAUGGUGAAUGGAUCCAAACCCAAUGUGUUUGUGAUAAAACUACCACUGACCAGCAGGGCAAAUGACCUAUCCACUCGAAAGGAGCUCCUGGAAAAUGACAAAAUAAUGGGAGAGUUUACUAAGUCUAUGCAGCAACAAGGAAUUGAGUCUGUGGCCAUUUAUACAGCAAGGCGACCUUCAAAGGUACCAGUGGGACCUGAUGUAGCCUGGCAGAGCAGAAGGCACCUAAUGUCUGUUGAAAACCAAGGAGCUAAUCUCUAUGCCCCAAUAAACAUAACCAGUGGGACAGGCCCCAAUGCCACGUGCAUCCUUUUUUAUGCCACAGAUUUAAACUUUACAGCCGGUGGCACUGUCAUGAAUCUAACACAUCGCACAUUUGAAUCUCACGAAGUGGAUACCAGCGAUUCCGUUUGUUUGGAGACCAAUGCCACGUUGUCGUUAAAAUACACCAACCCAGUGAAGGGCAUUGAGAAUCUGACAAUCAGUUUUGUGAUGACCAACAAGGACUAUGUAGGCUCUGCUCGAAAGUGGUUCACUUUAGAUUUUGUUCACAUUGAACAAGACAACAAGGAAAUGGCUAUAUUUACUGCCCCCUCCAUCUCUGGUCCUGCGGAGUAUUCAUUCCAUUGCCAGCAGGUGGGAACAAGCGACCAUUAUGGGGCAACGUUGACUCCCUACAAUGAUGCAGCGAAAGAGUGGCAGGUUGUCAUCUCUGAGUUCCAGAUUCAAGCGUUUAACGUUGAAGGCCACAAAUUUUCCUACGCCAGUGACUGCACAACCUUCUUCACCCCUGGAAUUUGGAUGGGCUUGGUGACCUCGCUAGUCUUGUUGCUGAUCCUGACCUUUGGGAUCCACAUGAUUGUGAACCUCACAACCAACAAUAGGUUCGAUGACCCCAAAGAUCAACCUCUGUCAGUCCCGCAAGGAGAAUAGCUGCUGAGAAAGAUGUGACGUUUGUCACGUGGUUGGGCCCUGCUGCGCAAGACAUCAUCAUCAUCAUCUUCAUCAUCAUAGCCAGCUGCAGGGCAUCCAAACUGGAUCAGGUCCAUGGCAUGACGGGGGUGCUACUCUAAUCCUUUUCUCCACUCCAUUCUAUUGAUGGAAAUCCUUUCCGUCUCCUUCCCAUGGGAGAAAAGUUCCAGUAGCAUCAAACUGGAGAUUUUCUCCCAUUGUGAAUAGCGGGUGAGACCCCCUAAAUAUGAUCAGGCCACAGCAUGGGGCAGGGGGAAAGGAUGAAAGGCCCACCCUUCUUCAAAUCAUAGAAUCGUAAAACUGUAGAGUUGGAAGGGACCCACAGGGUCAUCUAGUCCAUCCCCCUGUGAUGCAGGAAUCCUGCUCACACCCAUUCCUGGGUGGGCUCAAACCACCAAACUUCUUGUUAAAAGAUGCACUGACCCUUUGCACCACAGGAGAGCUCUGUCAUGUCUGCAACCCAGCUAAGCCCUCCUACAUCAGCUAAUUGCCCCCCGGGGCUAACCAUGUGCCACAUCUCAGUAUCAUACCAUGUUAAACAGUCAUGGCUUCCGCUAAAGAAUACUGAGAGCUGUACAGUCAUACCUUGGUUCUCGAACAGAAUCUGUUUAGGAAAACAUUUAAAAAAUCCUGCACUCAAUCAGAAGCCACAUCGAACGUUUGGCUUCCAAAAAACGUUCACGAACCGGAACACUUCCAGGUUUGCAGCAUUCGGGGGCCAAAACUAUUGAGUACCAAGGCAUUCAAGAACCAAGGUAUGACUGUAGUUUGUAAAGGGUGCUGAGAGUUGUUAGGAAACCUCAAUUUGCCUCAGAGAGCUACAAUUCUCAGAGUGGUUUAACAGUCAAUCCCUUUUCCCAGGGCAUUCUGGGAAUUGUAUCUCUGGGAGGGGAGUAGGGGGUCUCCUAUCAAUUCUCAGCAUCCACAACAGUUCCUAGGACUCUGUGGGGGAAGCCAUGGCUGUUUAAUGUGGUCUAAUCUGUUUAAGAGACACAGGUGGCGCUGUGGUCUAAACCACCGAGCCUCUUGGGCUUGCCGAUCAGGUCGGUGGUUCGAAUCAGCGCGAUGGGGUGAGCUCCCAUUGCUCUGUCCCAGCUUCUGCCCUAGCAGUUUGAAAGCACACCAGUGCAAGCAGAUAAAUAGGUACCUCUGCAGCGGGAAGUUAAACAGCAUUUCCGUGCGCUUUGGCUUCCCUCACGGUGUCUUGCUGUGCCAGAAGCGGUUUAGUCAUGCUGGCCACAUGACCCAGAAAGCUGUCUGUGGACAAACGCCGGCUCCCUCGGCCUGAAAGUGAGAUGAGCGUUGCGCCCCAUAGUCACCUUUGACUGGACUUAAGCAUCCAGGGGGCCUUUACCUUAAUGUGAUAUGAGACUGCUAUGAAUGCAUAGUGCAUGUACUUAGGAGAACUGUGAACUUCAACUGCAUUAAUGCAGCAGGAAGCAUAGACAAAAUCAAUAAAAGGUGUAAGCUUUUGUGGCAAUGGAAUCUUUUCCUGAAAACAGGAGGCUGUUGGCAGCAGUGUUAAUUCUGUCAGCUGUUCAUUACUUCUUUUUUAAUCACUGCCUAAAUGAAAGCCCUCAGGUAAAGCAGAAACCACUCGCAGAUGUUGCCAGCCUUUAAGAAGACUGGUAGGUCGUGCCAGGAGCUUCACAAAUGAUUAAAAAAUCGAAACACUCUUUUGGAUACAGUUUGCUAAAUAAAGCUUCAUUAAGAAAUUCCAUAUCCUUGAGACAUUUUUAAAGGUGGGAUAAAAAUGUUUCAAUACAUAGAAAAGACUUACAAUACAAACAAACACAAGCAUUUCCUCUAUCAGAUAAAGUACAGGGAAAUGACCCUCAGAUUAAACAAACAAAGGAAUGGACAAUAAUCCCUAGUUGGCUCUAAGAGAAUAUAAUUAGUGCAUCUACUAAACCAGGCAUCCCCAAACUGCGGCCCUCCAGAUGUUUUGGCCUACAACUCCCAUGAUCCCUAGCUAACAGGACCAGUGGUCGGGGAAGAUGGGAAUUGUAGUCCAAAACAUCUGGAGGGCCGAAGUUUGGGGAUGCCUGUACUAAAUGGCUUGCGCAUGAGAAAGUUGGUCAUACAUUACACCCACCCACCCAAUUAUUAUAAAGAAUAAACUACACAUUGCACUAAAUACAUCACAUGCGACUGUGUUUUUUAUUUAAUUUGAUUUAAUUUAUUUAAUUACAGAUGUGGUUUUCAGAGGGAGCAGCAUGUGGGGAGGGGAAUUUAAAACCUUCUCUAUCUAGUUGUGAUCCUGUCAAAAACUGGCUCCCUUCUGUGAUGAUGAGGCUUAGAAACGAAGUUCCCAUUGGCCUGCAGGGGGUGGUUUUAUUGCUGGGGAAGGAAACUUCUUGCAUACUGUUGGUCUGAGGAAAGUCCCCCUGUGCCUGUAAUUAAACGAAGCAGAUCCUAGUUGCUCACUGCAUAAUAAAAGUAACUUUUGAAUGGAGAUUUCCACGACUGGGCUUUGUCCUUAACUAUUUUCCUUAGCAUAUUUGGUCUAUGCUGAACCUUUGCUUAAUGUACAUUAUAUUGAAAAUUCUGGUGUAAAAAUAAAGUCAUAAAUAUCAUA